UUGCGCGUUUCGGGAGCCUCUCGCAGUCGCUGAGAAGGAAAGUUUUAAAAUGGCGCACCGAUCCAAAUCUGGAGUGAAGGGGGCAAGGCUGCUGAAGGCCGGCCACCUCCCGGCAGGUAGGCCGGGCGCAGGGGCGCCUCUUGGCGACGUUCCGGGCGGCUUUGUUUGUCUGCGUCCUCCGGGCUGUGUGAAGGCUGGGGGUAAACGGGUGACCAAGAAAACCUUGGAAGAGAAUUCUGCCCAUGGGAGUUCAGAAAAGGAGACCAAGAGACCGGACAAAACUAGGUCCUUCAUCAUCUCCAACAGGAUGCAGUCAGUUAGCAUCCUCCUUGCAGGAACGCUUGACAAGCUGAGCCAUGACUUUCCUGAGACCCCAGUGAGUGUGAGACACAGCAAAGUGCUGCCCGCAGUGGAGAAACCUCACCUGCCCCGAACCUUCCUCAUCCAACAACCAAGGAAGUGAUGAGCUGGCAUCUGUUGAAGUUGAACCUCGAGGGGACCAUUGCUGGCUCAACUGUGACAGACAAGCAGGAAGUGUUGAAUGCAUGAGGAGACCGACAAGUUUUCAGCCAAGAGUCAAUGUUUAACAAGAGUCAAUGUUUAACAAUUUGAUUUAAAAAGAAAAAGAGUAGAACUUCUUAUUUCUAGAGAUCUAUGAACUUGCUAUAUUGCAAAACGUUUCUUAAGGGGGGGGGAUGCACUUAUCUUUUUUGAACCUCUGUACUAUAAACCAGCAUUUAAUGUGCCUUCAGUAGUUGGCGCCAGGAACCUCUGCACUUGUAAAUGUUUCUAAAUGGGCAUUCUGUCUGUUGUUUAAGAAAAGACGAGGCUUGUAAUGUGUACCCUUCCUUUUUACUGGAAUCUUUUUCACAAUGAACUGCAUAACACUUGUUUAUAGAUUGAAGUAAAAGGAAAUUGCGUGGCA
This is a messenger RNA of Lampris incognitus (smalleye Pacific opah), 925 nucleotides long. It is a transcript of the gene dapl1b.1, whose product is annotated as death associated protein 1b. Lineage: Eukaryota; Metazoa; Chordata; Actinopteri; Lampriformes; Lampridae. Gene Ontology annotation, molecular function: death domain binding. The transcript is spliced from 4 exons. Gene Ontology annotation, biological process: negative regulation of autophagy; apoptotic signaling pathway; cellular response to amino acid starvation. The record is from RefSeq and is a predicted model, not a curated record. Bases 50 to 463 code for a protein of 137 amino acids.